AUGCCGCCCAAGAGAACCAACAAGGUGCCGAUAUUCGCCAAAGAGCCUGUAGUCACUAUCCAGAAAGCAUUCAACACUCUUUCUCAACACCUGAGAGAUUCUGGAGAGGAGGACGAGCAUAAUAAGGUGAUCAGGUAAGGUGUUCGUGAUCCAGUUUCCUGAUUGCGUACUAAUCUCUUUAGCUUGCCCAAUGCUGCGGUUGGUGUGCGGAAACUACUAGCAGCCCAUCGAAGAAAGAAUACGAGCAUUGAGGGGGAAUACGUUGACGACUUGGUGUCUGCUCUUGAUGAUGGGCACGAGGAUGUAUGCAGCCAUCUAGAUGCCACAGUUUUUGUUGUGCUGGUAGAGGCAAUAUUACAAACAGACUACUGCAUGCAAUGCGAGCGUGGCUUGUUUUUACUUGCGGCAAGUAUCUGGCAGUAAGAGGCAAGUAUACUUAUCAGUUGCUGACAUCUGCAGACCUCCUUACACAAAGAUAAUCUUUCCGAUGAGCGAGAGCGUGUGAAGAAGAGAAAAGAGGCAAUCGGUUCACAGUGUCUCAAUCUGCUUUUUGGAAACUUCGUAGAUACCGAUGGUCCCCCCGAACUUCGGAAAUGGGUGAGUCCCGUCGCUUGGUUGCCUUUUGUACCUGUGCUAACGUGACGUGAAGAUUGGAAUUCUUGGUAUUCAGCUCCUGAAGGGGUGUGAGAGCAAUCUUGAUUUACUAGGAGUGGGACCAGACAGAACGCGGUAAGAGUCUGUUGAGUCUGGAUCUCUGUGUUAGCUACUGAUACCAUAUUCAGGGAAGGUCUUGGUCAGAUGUUGAAGACAGAGGAAAAUGAAAUCGUUAGGUGCCUCGCCGGCAAAGUCAUUGAUAUUAUACGAUCAAGUGGUACUGUCGCACUUCAGACUUUGUGGCCUAAAGGCACGUCAUCAGAGUCAAUCCAAAAGUUUCCACGAUCAUCACAAGAUGGAUGGAGUCAGAAAUUCCAAGACUACAUUGACGAGACGGCGAACGAGAAACGAACACCUACGCAGUAGGUUUAGCAACAUGCCAAUGAAGUCAAAAUACUGACGUGAGAUUAGAAUGUUGUAUUUUGCAACUGACUGCUAUUUGAAGCCGGAUUUCGAACUUGGGUGCUCAGGCCAUUCGUUGAUUGUCACCGUGGAUUUUGAUUUUCUGACUGUCCAUGUGUCAAGCUCAGAUCAAUUGCAUGAUCGGAUUUUGCAGAUCCCAAUACCCUCUAUCUCCGACAUAGCCAUUCGUGAUGAAGCAGAAACACAGAAUGGGUUUUCGGCAAUAUAUAUUCUAAUAGGAGUGGGCCUUCUAUGUACAUUGAACGGAAAGAAGACAGAUGUGUCUAGUGUCAGACUUCGUGGCCCCCCAGACUUCGCAGAGACAUUGAUGGCAGAUGUCGCGGGAGUAACCACGUUCAAUGGAAAGGUGAACGAUACCAUGGAUUGCACUGAAUUUGACACAGACGAUACGAACAGCCACAUACCUCCGAUGGGGAGAUCUACACAAGAGGAGCUGAUGAUUGGAAGUGAAAUUGACAGUGUUGAUAUCAACAGCCACAUACCACCGAUGGGGAGAUCUACACAAGAAGGGUUGAUGAUUGGAAGUGACAUUGACAGUGUUGAUAUCAACAGCCACAUACCUCCGAUGAGGACAUCUACACAAGAGGAGCCGAUGAUUGGAAGUGACAUUGAAAGUGUUAACAUCAACAGCCACGAACAAAUGACCAAUGUUGAUGGAGAUUCUAUCGAAGAGGACUUGUAUCACGCGCCACCACAAAAUACCCAAAUUACACGAAGUCCCAAGGAGCCGAAAGAGAGGAGGGGAGUUCCUGUUGCCAAAAAUAAUGACGGUGCCAGACUUGAUAGACAAGAAGUCGCUGUCCCAUCCCAAUCACAAGGUCCUACGAAAUUCAGCAAGCGAGGGUUAUUUCCAUCAAAACCACAAGACCGAGCUGAAGAGCCAGCUGCAGUUUCUAACACCAUGCUGGCAGCCAAGUCAAAGCCAAAGACAGAUAUGCAGGGAAAAGUAGCUUCACGGGCUAAGAAUUCGGACGCGGUCGGGAAGGGAAAGCCCCCAGCCAAAUACCCAGGUCAUGAUGUGAUUGAAGACCGAGCAGUGGCAUCAAACGCAAAGCCAGGAGCGAAGUCAGUGGUAAACUUGAAGUUGAGCAAACGCGCGCAAUUAAAGGCAGAUGUUGACAACAAGUUUCCCAACACCAAAUCGCAGCCCGCUCCAAUUAGGAGAAAGUCCGUGACAAAGACAAAGUCGAAAGCGAAGGCGCCGAUCACACAACCGGUAUCUAAAACAAGACAAUCACAACCUCAAGUGGAGAAUGAAGCAGCAAAGUUGGGUGGCGUGCCUUCUCCAGCCAUUGAUUCGGUGGAUUUUGAUAUUUCUGACGAGCACAACUUCUCAACCCCAAAAACCUUCCAGCAGGUCAAAUUACCCCACCAAAAGAAUGGAUCGUCUCAUGCCCACGCGGAACGAAGUCAGGGCCAAAUGCAAAAGAUGAAUUCGAAAGUACUCAUUGGCUCAAAAGACAACGCUCAACAAGACGAAUAUGAUUUGCCGACGGCUUCUGAUGACGAAGAUUCUGUCAUUUCAUCGAUUCGGAACAGACCGAAGAAUCCCAAAAGCAAAAGAGGGGUUGUCAAGUACCAAGGUGCUGAAAAGACAAAGGCAAAGAAGGCGCUUUCUCAAAAGAAGGUCUCGCCCCAAGGCAAGCUGUCCUCCAAAUCAAAAUCGGCCACUGGAGGAAUGCGAGAGAAAGCUUCAACGACCAAAUCAUCCCAGCUUAGAAAUUUAGAUGGGGAGAAAGAACUUCAAGCCCCACCUCCCCGGAAGAACCCCCCCAGAAGUUCCCAGGUAGCGAAGGAAUCAAGUAAUCUACCCAAGAUUCCGAGAGCCUCCAAGAUCCCAGUUCCCAGCAGUAAACAUGAAAAAUCCCCGGUUCCACAAUCCGAAGCUCCCGACAAUGUCGAAAAUGAACACCAAGGCAAGAAAUCUGCUCGUGCGAAGCGGAAAACUCGGGGAGUGAUUGCUAAAUGGGCUGAAGAUGACCACGAAUUACCACUGGCGGAAGUUGAAGGUGGCGAUUACGCUACCCAAGUUUCACCUGCGCCGCCUUUGCAGGAAGCUGGAAAACCAGGGGUGCCAAGAGAGCUGGUCUCAUUUGAACAAGUAGAGAGAGAAAUAACAGAGAAGAAUUCUAAACCAACCAACAAGGGACACGCAAAGAAGGCGGCCGCGGGCAACUUGAGCCUACCAAUUCCUCCUCUUGACGAUAAUGCUCAUUCUGAGGAUUCCCCAGAGGCUAAAGGUGGAUCACAAGCGGAAAAGGUUGUUGAUGAAGAUAGCGAGGAACCAUUUGGUGAUCCAAUGAAUGGAUUUGAAGAUCAGGGUGCUGUAGGAGAAACUCCCGAGGCUCCAAUGAACGAUGACAUUAUCUCGCCCAUGAAAUCGAACAUGGGUGAUGGGACAUUCGACUCACAAGAAUCUCGAAAGAGAAAAGCAGAGGUUGAAGAGACUACGCCUUCUAAAAAGAGACGAAGUUUGACUCAAGAGAAGGUCCGCAAUGUGUCACCUUUGCAGAAUCUCGACUCUCAAGCACAGAACAAAAAGUCGAACAACUCAGCUCCAGAACAUCAAUUCAAAAAGCCCGCGGUGCCAGGGAGAUUGGAGGCAGAUAUGCAGGCUAAGCUCCACCCAGAAAGUCAAGCUAAACCGGCAGCUUUUCGUAAAGCAUCUCCGUUUAACGAGAGCGCGAAUACACCUGCAGCUAAUGAACGAAGACUUCCUGUGGCAGCUACUGGUGAAGAUAAUGCUAGUGCUCUGGUUGAUGACAGUGCACAUCGAAAGGCGCAGAUAAUCGCGUUCGACAAAAAUGGUCCAAUCAACCAAGGGCGUGCAUCAGCUACACCUAAGCCGCAAGCCGGAUCUGUUCCACAAGCAAGCCUUCAAAGGGAAAACCCAUCAACGAAGAGAAAACUUGACAUCGUUGAGAUUUCAGGCGUGGAGAGCCCGCCAAGCAAGAAACGACAAAGCAGCCUUGCACAACGAGAUGACGAUGGAAUGGCAGAUGUCAAUUUUGACGAUGCCUCGGCCAGGAGUUCCUCGCCUGCUCCCACUUCUCUUGUCGUUGCUACAAAGGUUACUCGAAAGAGGCCAAUCACAAAGCCAUCAUCACAGGCAUCACGAGUAGACUUAAAUGGAAGUCCUAUGCCUUUGAACUUAUCCGUCUUUAAUGAUAAUAUCGGAAUCGAUGAAAAGAUCCGGAAGUUGAGUCAGCCAAAACACCAAGACAUGUCAAUCUCACCACAAUCAUUCAAGCCGGAGGGAAUCUUUGGACCCAAAGCAAGAAUCGGAAGUCAGAACAAGGCUCGGCCAUCAUCGCCUGAAAAGGUUGAAUUACGCUACAUUCCUCAUCAAAAGACGAAGAACGGCAAUUACCAAGGCAUUGUUGGCAGAGAGGUUGUUGAGCCACAGAUACUUGCAGAUCCUUUUGUUGAGCAGCCGCCUGCACACAAGUCCAGUGGUUUUACUGAACGCUUACGCACUGAGUCUAGUACGAAGGCAGGAAAGACAGGUGCGUUACCGGUAGCUGAGAAGAUCCAGAGUAUCCCCAGACCACGAGGAGCUCGAAUCAGUAAGACAAAACUUGGGAGCAAAAGAACGCAGGUGUAUGUUGACGAUCCGGAAAAGACGCUCGUGGAAGGCGCAGUUCACCCUACAUUGGAGAUUUCGGUUCCCAGUAUGUGUAGUGAUAACUCAAACAGCCGCCUGAGUAGUGACCUAGUAAGAAGUCCUUUACAAGACGUCUCUGGUAACGAAACAUGGAAUGUUGCGUUGAGGCCACACUAUACCAAUUUAAAAGAUGCGGUUCACCGGGUUGCAGAUGUAAGCUCAUGGCUCGAGUCUAGAUUCUCCCUUGCUAAUGAUGAAACAGGAAAUGAUCAUUAGACUAGCAAGCGAAGAAGAUCGAAUGGACCUUCUCGUUCAACAAUACCAGGACGGCGGAGCGAAAAUUGUUGACAAUCUGGUCGAGCAGCGAACACAAGAAAAGAAGAAGAUUGCAGAAGGCCUGUCGGUGAAGAAGAGUGCCAUGGCGAAAGCAUAUAAAGCUUCGGGCAGAGCAAUUGCAAAGGUCGUUGCCUCAACGAAGAAGAAUUCGGUUGCUCAAUUUACCGAAGGCUGGAAAGCAAAGCAGGCAGCGAUCCGGGAGAAGAUUAGGAAAGGAAGAGAGGGUGUUUAGAAGAGGUGCAUCAUUGUUUGAGAGUCGCUUUUCUUUGCUGGCUUUAGCUGAUGGAUGAUGGUAUAAAUUUGCUUGUGAUAUUGUCGGAUUAUGUAGCUGGGCCUUGGGCAAAGGGGAUAAAGGCUACGUUUGAUUAGAACAUGAGAUGUGGCAGAGUGGCAGUGCUGGAUUUGGCGGAUAUGGCGGAUUGGCUUUGCAAUUGGCAUUCAGGCGAUGGGAUCAACA
Hymenoscyphus albidus is the source of this 5474-nucleotide messenger RNA. NCBI's taxonomy places the organism in Eukaryota, Fungi, Ascomycota, Leotiomycetes, Helotiales, Helotiaceae. The record is from the annotation of a GenBank genome assembly.